AUGCCUACUCUACCAUCACAGCCUCUGCGCCCACCUGUCGGCAACACCCUUGAAUUUCGAAAACGACACAAUCGGCAACAACGUUUCAACAGACACAGUAAUCGUAAUCCUAUAGUUGAUUCGCCUCAGUAUCAAGCAUACCGAGCUCGGGCAAAUCGUGAUGGAAACAACUCCAGUGACUCGAAGUGGCCCGAGGUUCUUGAGAAUGCGUUUCUUGAUGCUCUCCUUGCCAUCCCUUAUAUGGGAAGACGAAAGUUUUCGUUCAAGGGUAAACCUCAUGGUCGGAAUGAGCUCAUCAGGGAAUACAUUUGGAUCGCAUACAAGAAUACACUAGCUCCUGGUCAGCGUCCAGAUCCUACGAUGAUGCGCAACCGAAAGCAGGUUUCUAGUCACAUUCAAGUUUUAAAAGGAUUUUUGAAUCCACACCCUGCACUAUUCCAGCGCCUCUUUCCACCGAAUAAGGGACCCAAGAAUGGUUUCGAGGAUUCAUUCAAGAAGGACCCUACACUUAUAGCACUUUCGCAAGGCCGACUACCCAGCAGACGUCACGAUCAUUAUGAUGGUCUCAAUCAAAUAAUACUCAGUAAUCAUCAUCCUAUGAAGCCUGCUGCAUUCUGGUUGCUCAUGACACCUUUUGCUCUACCAAAUGAGCGAAACGGAAUCAUGAAGACCGAACAAGAUCUUCGAAGAGACGGCCUAGUACUCCACAGGUACUCGGGUUUAUCAUCAUCAAAGCCACGCGGAAGUCUUGAAUCAAUAAUGCACUGGCGACAAAAGUUCCCUCACUUGGCACAAUUGCAUUCUGCCAACGAUUUGAAUUGUGAUAUCAUUCAUAUGGAUGUGUCGUUGGAUCUGAUGAAAACUCACGCUCCAGAUAACAGUGAGCUCCUCACUCGAUUGGAAAUGUCCAUACCAGGGCAAGAUUAUGCUGGUUUCAAAUGGCAAUCUGUAACGAGCUUAAUUAAACCCGCAGAGCUAUACGGUGAUCCUACCAGGGACCCGGUUCUAGAAGGCACGGCAUUACCGAUGACGGUCCUCGGGAUGACCGAAAGCGAAACUCGAAUUAAAGUCGCAAUACCUGCUGAGACUUGGGCGUACACAUUCACACAGCUUAUGAACCUUCAUUUUGAAAUCGAAAAGAAACGUCUUUCGCAGUCGUUCAGAGGGGAUGGUUUAGGUCGUCCCACAAACUCCGUUCGAGAGUAUGUUGACCGAAUCUCAAUGUAUCAAGAGCUACAAUCUUCGGCCGGUGAUAGAAUGCCAUUUAUCCGACGAGCCAUUCUCAUCUGGACAUUUCAUAAAGCUCGCAGUGGAGAAGGAAAUGAUACUACCUGGCGUUAUGUUGACCCAGCUCCUCGACGCCACAUGUGCAUGUCACCACCACCAUAUCUUCACAACCAUAACUUUCCUAACCUUGAACAUUACAAUUCCUGGCCGGAAUCACCUCUUCACCUCCAACAGCCCAAUAUUCUCGACUCUUUUGUGCAAAGCCUUGCUGCUCCUCCGCACACAGCUAGUCGGCAAUCUCCCUUUGAUACAACUGGUUAUACAUAUCCUUCUCAGCAUUUCGACAUGUCUAAUGAAAAUAUAAGUUUCGUGUCCCAUGCAACUGUGGACAGCGAAUCUACACUUGUAAAUGACAACGAUCCUACAAAUCAAAUCGAUAAUUUUUUGACUAAUUCAGCGGGAGUUAAUAUGGGAGCUUACGGGGAUGUGAGCGGUCAUUAUUAUGGUCAUUUACCGACCAAUACCGUUAAUGCCAACGAAUCAUUUGAUGCGGACCCAGCGUGGGCGAGUUAUUCCGUGCCAACUAGUACGUCGUGGGAGCACAGUGAGGAAACCAAAGGCUUAGCAUGGCCGGAUACAAGUACCCAGAUUGAACCUAUCCAUAAACAUUCCUGGUUGAACGAUGCACAAGAGCAGAAACAGACACAAGCGGAAUGGAAUGGAGAAGAUAUGGAUAUUAAUGGUGUUCAUUUUAAUGAAAGGGACAAUGUCACUGGUAAACAUGGAAAUGAACCUCCUUGGUCGGAUGUGGUGAUGGGUAGUAGUCCGAGUAAACAGAAUGAGAAUGGGUAUAUUGAGAAUAAUAUAGAGUCGAAAUUAUUACCUUGGAUUGAGCAGGCUACGGCGGAAGAAGAGGCACAAGCACAAGCUAGAAGGAAUGCUGUGGAUUAUGGGGAUGAUGUUGUGGGUGUAGGUGUUGGUGUGGGUGUGGGCGUACAGCUGGAAGGAAAUGUUGCAGAGGAUGUUAAUGAACAUGAUAACAUUACGAAAGACGAACACUUCGACCAUCACGAUCGCGAUUCACAUAAGCAAAAUCAUCAUCGAUCUCAUCAACACGAUUCAUUGGAACAAACAGAAUGGCCCCGCAACGACGAGAUUAAUGGCGUUGGAGUUGAAGUUGACGUCGCCCACUCUAACGGAUACGAUUUCGAACACCUAGAUGAAAGCAUCUCUGUGAAAUCUUGA
Sclerotinia sclerotiorum 1980 UF-70 is the source of this 2472-nucleotide messenger RNA. RefSeq lists its product as hypothetical. Gene Ontology annotation, biological process: regulation of transcription by RNA polymerase II. NCBI's taxonomy places the organism in Eukaryota, Fungi, Ascomycota, Leotiomycetes, Helotiales, Sclerotiniaceae. The transcript has 3 exons. The record is from RefSeq and is a predicted model, not a curated record. Gene Ontology annotation, molecular function: RNA polymerase II cis-regulatory region sequence-specific DNA binding; DNA-binding transcription factor activity, RNA polymerase II-specific. Bases 1 to 2472 code for a protein of 823 amino acids. Gene Ontology annotation, cellular component: transcription regulator complex.